AAAUAAGUUCAAAUGGAAUAAUUAAAAAAAUAUAAAUUAUUUUUUUCUUUUUGAUAAAGAAAGUUGUUUACCUUUGAGUUCGAUAAGGCGUGCCGAACUCGAAAUAACAACUACAAUUACUGUUCUAAUUAAAAUAUGAUUUUGUCAAAGCCUAGAUUGCUUCUGGAACAAAGAACAUUACAAGCUGUAUCAUACCUAGUAAACCAUAGUGGAGCUAUGUCAACAGCAGCUACAAAAAAAUUGUUUGAAAACAAUUUAAAAUUGCCCUCACUUCCAGUACCAACAUUAAAUCAGACUAUCGAAAAGUAUGUUAAGACUGUAACUCCAUUUUUAAAUGAAGCAGAAUUGACCAAUACAAAGAAAUUGUUAACAGAGUUUGGUUCUGAUAAUGGUAUUGGAAAGAAACUACAACACCUGCUGGUUGAGAGAGCUAAAUCUCAAGAAAAUUGGUUAGAGGAAUGGUGGCUGAAUACUGCCUACUUGGAAUACAGAGAUCCUGUUGUUGUUUUUUCUAGCCCAGGUCUGGUAUUUCCCUUUGAAGAUUUCAAUAAUGAAGUUGACAGAUUGAAAUAUACUGCAAAUCUCAUACUGGCUGCUGUUGAGUAUUAUUUAAACAUAUGGAGCGAACAAUUGCCUCUGGAUAAAAUGGGUAAGGACCUGCUGGAUAUGAACCAGUACAAAAAGAUUUUUGGGACCUGCCGGAUACCCAAACCAAAAAGAGAUGCUUUACAAUUUAAUCUACAAUCAAAACAUAUAGUUGUAGUAAAAAAUAACAAUUUCUUCAAACUUGAUGUGUUAAAUAACAAUGGAGAACUUCCAAGCGAAAGUGAGCUGAUAGAUCAGCUUAACAUUAUUGUGGAAAACUCCAAAACUACUGGCCCGCCCGUCGGUAUUUUGACCAGCGAUAAUAGAGACGACUGGAGUACGGCUUAUGAAGAACUUCUUAAAGAUCCAGUCAAUGAAGAAUCUGUCGACCAGAUUCAAAGGUCGUUGUUUUUGGUAGCGCUGGACAAUCCGAUGCCCGAACAUAAUGACAGCCGCAGAUCAAUGGCUGGUAAACAGUUCAUCCAUGGUGGCGGUAGCAGAGCUAAUUCUGCCAAUCGUUGGUUCGACAAAACAUUACAGUUUGUAAUUGGACAAGAUGGUACCGUUGGUCUGACUUACGAGCACUCUCCAAGUGAAGGUCAACCCAUCGCCGUCAUGACAGACUUUUUGAUCGAUUAUAUAAAUAAUAACCGUUCAAAAAAUCUGCCCGAUACAAAAAUGGACACUACGCCUGCGCAACUCAAGUUUAAUGUCAAUGAUGCUCUACAACGACACAUUCAACGGGCAAACGUCAAUAUCGAUAAACUGGCAGAUAAUUUGGAUAUGGAUUCCUUUCAGUUUUCGUUGUUUGGAAAGGAGUUUGUGAAAUCGCAGAAACUUAGUCCUGACAGUUUCAUUCAAAUUGCCAUGCAGUAUGCUUUUUAUAGAAUCCACAAAACUCCAGGAGCAUGUUACGAAUCAGCAGCGACUAGAAAAUACAUCCACGGCAGAACAGAAACGAUCAGGUCCUGUUCCAUAGAGUCCAUCGCAUUCGCUAAAACCAUGUUGGACAGCAGUAAGUCUUUGAACGAGAAAGUAGCCGCCUUAAGAGAUGCCGUUUCCUCGCACAAGAAGUAUUCUAUAGAGGCAGUAAAUGGUUUUGGCGUCGAUCGUCACCUUUUUGGUCUGAAACUGAUAGCUCUCGAAAAUGGCAUCGAAGUACCAGAAAUCUACAAAGACAAAGCGUACAUUCUCAGCAGUCGAAUGCGUCUUUCCACCAGCCAAGUAGCUACCAAAUGCGACGGCUUUAUGUGUUACGCACCCCUGACAGAUGACGGAUAUGGAUGCUGCUACAAUCCCAGACCAGACGACAUUAAUUUCGGCCUUUCAACCUUCAAAAACAACAAAGAAACCUCGGCUAGAAGAUAUAGAGAGGCUCUAACUGAAAGCUUACAGGAUAUGCACCAUCUUCUCGCCAAAACACAAAAAGCCAAAUUGUAAUGGAACUUGCUUGUUCAGAAAUAUUUCGAGUACUAUAUUGGCUAUGUGUAUAACAGUGGUAAAGAAAGCUUUCAAACACAUUCGAUGCUUUUCAACUCAGUUAAUAAUGCUCGUUGGCACCAAUCGCUUAUUAGGCAUAUCUGUUGACGGCUGCGAUUGGUUCUACACAUAGCGAACGUGUUAACGUCAGUAAAAGUCUAAUUAAAAUGCCUGCAA
This is a messenger RNA of Diabrotica balteata, 2241 nucleotides long. The record is from the annotation of a GenBank genome assembly. Lineage: Eukaryota; Metazoa; Arthropoda; Insecta; Coleoptera; Chrysomelidae.